UUUCCACCAUUUUGUUAGUGCUUAUAUGGACAAAACUAUUGGUCAUGACGUCAAAAACGUCAUGCAGUAUAAAAGCUAAGUCCCUCCUUUCCGAGCUCAUUCGCGGAUUUGGUCAGAGGUUUGAAAUUGCUUUGCCGAAGACUGAGCCGUCGAGGACUUCAAACAGCUCUUCUCAAUUUCAUUUUUUUCCCUUCAAGUAAUGGACAUUUGAUUACUAUUUUUGCCUCCAGUUGGUCCAGAAGAAAAGGCUAGCGUUUAGCUAGCACAGCCCAGUCCAUAAGAAGUCUUUCUGAUGAUAAUUAAAACCAUGAAGGUUGACGACAUAUAAAUGCAUUAUGAGCUAUAAGUGCUUGAAAAAGUACAUCAUAAUAUAGCCGAGACGCUGAGGAUCUAUAGUAUCAAUAGUAAGUUCAUUUUUGAAGUUAAAUCGACAUUACUCCAAUGAAAUUGUUGUAGGUUACGGCUAGCUAUCGGUAGCGAGCUAACAGAGCUCGUACAAUAGUUUGGCUCUGGGCAAAUAUAUUCUAGUAUGAGCUCACACGCUAAAGAGGACGGGCGCGCAUUGCCCCGUUCCUUUGUGUGUGAGACAGGAUGGACAAAUUGUUAAAAUAAAAAGUUUAAACAGGAUAAUGGUAGUAUUUUCAUAAGCAAUCUGUUUAUAAAGAUUGCCCUAAGGAUAGAAAGGAAAUACAUAUUUCGGAAAUUUUAUGUGGAAAAAUGCGUUUCAUAGAGGUUCUUUCAAGGAUCGCAAAUCUACCGCAAUCUGCACAUAAAGAUUGCGGUAGGGACACAAUAUGAAGCCCAUUUUGUCGAUAAAUAUAGGACAUGGACACUGAGCGUGGUGUAGACGGCAAUCUGUGGAUAAAGAUUGCAGGAUGGUGGCCCAGCCGUACAUCGAAGCACAAACAUUGUGGAUUGGCCUUUAUUUGCUUUCCGUCCUCGGACAACUCGGCGCUAACUUUCCGGAUGAAGAUUUUUGAUGUUUUUUUCUAAUGUUUUCGGAACGAGCAUAGACUGUCUGCGAUCUAGUUCGUUGGUCACGCUGGUGUAUAUGUCUGAUAUCGGCCAUCACGGUGUUUGCAACACCCAUUGUUUGUAUGAGGGACUGGUGUACCUAGGAAGUGGUUAAGUGGGGGUGGGACUUAGCUGAAGUCAGACUGCAGUUCCCUCCCCUUAGUUGAGAAGUGGUGAUGCAGGCUUGUAGGCUGCCUCUGCUGGGACAAAUCAGCACAACCUUUCAAAGGAUAGGGUGCUUGUGAAAUAGGAUUCGCUUAGUGUAGUUAUUGUGCUCAAGAAAAAAAUCAUUUUCUUCCUUGGUAGCUUGAUUUUUUAGCAAACAUUCUGUGGCAGUCUUGCUCACUAAAUCCACUCAGAUGAUUUGAAUAUGUGCAGUAACACCAUUAUGUGACCCAUAACAUUUCCCCCACCUAAAUUAGGGUCAUGUUUUCUAUUUUAAUGACUAUGCAUUUGUAUAACUAUUGUGACAUUUACAGGGUGUCAGGUAUUUGCAGUGUUGUGGAGGUGUGAGACAAUAUAAAACUUCUACUACAACUGUUACACGGACAUGGCGAAGGGACCAGUUGACCCCAGGGAGAUUCUGAAAGGCGUUGAAGCCCUGCUGGGAAAGGAUGGUGAGCUGCGCAGUCUGGAGGGAGUCCCGAAGGUGUUUAGCUUGAUGAAAGCCUCUACUAAGAUGGUCAGUAGGUGUAUGUACCUCAAUGUGCUGCUGCAGACGAAAUCUCAUGAUAUUCUUAACAGGUUCAUCAGAGUUGGUGGCUACAGGCUGCUCAAUUCCUGGCUUACCUACUCAAAAACCACCAACAACAGCCCUCUGCUUCAACUCAUCCUGCUCACACUGCAGAAGCUUCCUCUUAAAGUAGACCAUCUCAAACAGAACAACACAGCAAAACUUGUGAAACAGCUGAGCAAAAGUGCAGAAACAGAAGAAUUGAGAAAGUUGGCAGCUGUUUUGGUGGACGGUUGGAUGGCAACAAUUCGUUCUCAGAGUGUCUCGAGCAGUGGCAGUUCCCCUGCUGAUAAAAAAAAGAAGAAGGAAGAGAGCAAGAUGCCAGUGAGGGAUGUGAAGGAAAAGAGUGGAGAUGAGGGGAGGAAGAAGGAGAAAUCCAAAGCUCAUGCACCCAGCCAUACAAAGAUUCGCUCCAUAGGUCUGGAGAUGGAGGCUUCCAACCCAACUCCUCCUAAAAAGAUGUCCUCUGCACCACAGCUGGGCGAGAAAUACAUCAUAAAGGCCCCGUUGCUCAAGAGGCCGAGUUCUGGUCCUUCAGACGCUCCACCUCUUGAGAAAAAAUACAAACCUCUCAAUCAGCCUCCAAACGCAACCAAAGAGAUCAAAAUGAAGAUAAUUCCAGCUCUACCAAUGGAAGCUACAGACUUUGUGGACGCCCUGAACUCGGCCCCAGUGCCUGAGAUUAAGAUCAAAAAGAAGAAACCGCCUGGUGCUUCUACUCCUGCUAACACCAAAGCUGUCUCACCAACAUCAACCAAGACAAACCCAUUUGACAGCAAACCAGCUGGCUAUUCUCCAUCUUCAGCUAGACCUGCAUCCCCAGAAACCUCUGCUUCCUCGAUUGCUGCUGAUGAAAACCAGGAGCCAGAGCAGCCUUUGACCCCAAUUCCUGCUGAGGAUCCAGACACAGCUGACAACACUGAGAAGCCCAACGCCUUGGCAGAACCGCGUGCAGACGAGGAGAGCCUGACCAAGAAAGGCAAAAAGAAAAAAACCGUCCACUGGGCCGAGGAAGAGCAGCUCAAGCACUACUUUUAUUUUGAUUUGGAUGAGACAGAGAGAGUCAAUGUCAACAAGAUCAAAGAUUUUGGUGAGGCUGCCAAGCGGGAGCUAAUGAUGGACAGGCAAACGUUUGAGAUGGCUCGUCGGCUUUCACAUGACACCAUGGAAGAAAGGGUCCCCUGGACACAACCCAGGCCCCUGACGCUGGCGGGCAGCUUGGUGACCCCUGGAGCCAACAGCACAGAGAAACAUACCCAGAGAGAGCGUGAGAUGGGCAUCCUACAGGAAAUCUUCCUCAGUAAAGAGAGUGUACCUGACAGCCCUCAUGAGCCAGACCCAGAGCCGUAUGAACCCAUGCCCCCCUGUCUCAUUCCUUUGGACGAAGAUUCAUCUAUGAUGGAUGAGGACUAUGGUGAGCCUGCAGACGCCGCCUCCCAGCAGGCCCAGAGUGAGAGCUCCAAGCUGCCGCCGGUCCUGGCCAACCUCAUGGUCAACCUGAGCAGCAGCGCCCGCAGCCCCCAGGCCUCCAGCACCACUAGCACCCCUACAGCUCCGGUGGUCAACGUGCAGGAGCUGCUCUCAUCCAUCAUGGGAGCUUCUGGUGGUCAGUCUACUGAAGAGCUGAUAAAGCAGCCAGACUUCUCCGAUAAGAUCAAGCAGCUGCUGGGUUCCCUGCAGCAGAGCCAGAUUCAAACACAGGGAGGACCACCUCCAGUCAACCUGGGGCUGCUGGGACACGGCCCAGGCAUGAACAACAUGACCAACAUGCACAUGCAGGGGCCCAUGAAUGGUGGUUACCCACCCAACAGCUCACCUGGGGGUCCUCGUUUCAACCAUCCCCCUCCACCUCACAACCAUGGGCCGCCCUUCAACAACCCUGGAGGCCCUCGCAUGAUGGGGCCCCGGCCUGGACAGGGCAGAGGAGAGAACGGGAACUAUUGGGGAGAGGACUCCAUGAGAGGAGGCCCACACAGAGGAGGACAUUUCCACCGAGGAGGUCGGGGUCGUGGUGGAGAUCUGGGUUUCAGAGGCAGGGGCCGUGGAGGGCCCAGAGGAGGACACAACAACAUGAAUGAUAUGUCCAAAAGGCCGGUAUGUCGUCACUUCAUGAUGAAGGGAAGUUGCAGAUAUGAAAGCAACUGUGCUUUCUACCACCCUGGUGUGAACGGCCCACCUCUACCACCCAACUACCCUCCUAACCAACACAACCAGCACCCACAGCAUGGCCACUAGGGGACACUGUCGCUUCCCAUGUCUUCUACAACCACAGUGGCAGACUGACUGCAGUUAUGCUGAUGAAUCAAUGAGAUCUGCUUUUGCAGACAGACUCUUUGAGAGACUACAGCAAACAGAAUUUGUGAAACAUGAUCAGAGAUGGGACGCGAGUGUAUUUGUUGUGAUUUUGUUUUAUUGUUUUUCUUGAUCUGUGAGACUGAGACAAGACCUGACCACUAUAUUUGAGUUGCUGCAGCUAUUUAUAGAAUCGCUCUCCUCUGUGUUUCAUGCCGUGAAUAUCAUUGACCAAAAUAUUUUUUCAGAAUUUUUUUAGAACAAAACAUCCCUCUUAAUUUGGCUUUGGAGUUUGUGCCAAAUAUUAUGCUGCUGUAAGAUUCUUUCAGUUAAUACCAUCCCCAGUGUAGUUUGGACCAAGGAUGUUCACUGUUGAAGGUUAGUGAAACAGAACACAGUCAGACUGUACUGGGUUUAGCUGAGCAGCUAUACAUUUUUUUCUAAUCCAACAACGCAGGUCCAACUUUUUUCAAUUUUUAUUUUUUUGUCACUAAUACGAAAUGCUAGCAGAUGCUAAAAAAGCUGAGCAGUGUGCUACAUGGACAUUUUCUGCAUGCAUAAUGGACUCGCCUGUAUUUGUGGGUCUAAAGUGACAAUCUUGGCAUAACUGUGGUCAUUAUUGUUGAGCUACUGCCUGUAACUUGUGUACUCUCAUGUGAACCCAGAAAGGGUUUGUGUUGUCAGUGUUAGAGAUGAUGUAUCCAUUCGUGGGUCACGUAUAACAAGUGUUUUCUGUGAAAACAAUGAUUUUUUUUUUGUCUCUUGUGGGACUUUGAGAAUGUAAUGUUAAACGUUGCUCCCUCCAAACUUUUUUGUUCUAUUUUUUGAUACAGUCUUGGCCUUCGAACCUGUGUGAAAUGUCUUCAUUUCUAUUGUUAGAACAAAAAGAUCUGUAUGAAUACAGAACACACACACAAACACCUAUAUACAGUAUAUAUAUAUAUGUGUGUGUGUGUUCUUUUUCAGUUAUUUUGCAGACUUGAAAUGUGAAAUUAAGUAAUAUCCGACUCUGACCAAUGAUUUUUUUUUACAUUUAACCUCAGAUUAUAGACUGUUAAAACUAGAAA
Xiphophorus couchianus (Monterrey platyfish) is the source of this 5106-nucleotide messenger RNA. RefSeq names its product protein phosphatase 1, regulatory subunit 10 (gene ppp1r10). The coding region runs from base 1565 to 3982 and encodes 805 amino acids. Lineage: Eukaryota; Metazoa; Chordata; Actinopteri; Cyprinodontiformes; Poeciliidae. The record is from RefSeq and is a predicted model, not a curated record. Gene Ontology annotation, molecular function: protein phosphatase 1 binding; metal ion binding. The transcript has 19 exons. Gene Ontology annotation, cellular component: PTW/PP1 phosphatase complex; nucleus; chromatin.